UCAGACGCGCUCGCGAGUUUCCAGUCGACCACACAAACCUCAGAGACUUUUUUUGCGGCUCUAACUUUAGAUUCACAAACAUCAUUUGGCGUCGGUACCACGCAGGAUUAAGCCCACCGACCAGUGCGGUUCGGCCAGAGAAGUUACGAUGACCGCGGUCUGCAGCGGAGCCACCACUAGAGGGUGAGAUCCGUUUGGGACAGGGCUGCAGUGUUUGCACUGUGACUUGGAGGUCUGGACACGGGAUAGCGAAGAGGUCACCGACGCUCUAGCACCAUGGACAUCGGCAACGAUGUGGAUCUGUCCAAUAAAAACAUCACCCCAUUGUGGAGGCGCCGUACAGGCAAUUAUAACCCCCCCCAGGACUCAAGGAAACCGCGACCCCUUAGUUACCAUAUUAAUGGGGUCAUGACGACGGACUUCCCAGUGGAGGACAACAAGUGUUCCUUCACAUUGAGCCAACCUGCUGAGAGGCUGGCGGUCACUCCCCCGAGUUGGGGCAAGAACACUGUGGUGUUGAAGCAUGUUCUGCACAAACCCUCCAAGAAAUCCAGAGUGGUCCGAAGCAUUAGCAUCGGGCACCUCUCCAACGGACUCUUCUCGCUGACCAAGUUUCGGUCCGAGGAUAGCAGAUCCACCUCACUGGACAAUAGAGUGUGUAAUGUAGACCGGCAGAAAACCAAUAAUGGACACACGGUAUUGCAGGAAAAGCAUCUCCAGGACCCCCAGAAAUGCGGGCGCUCAUGGAAAGACCCGAAGCCAUUUGAGAUGAGCUCACCCUCAUCUGAAGCUGUUCUUAACUCCUCUCCUGUCCUAUCUCCACGCACUUCUAACAACAACAACAACAACUACAAUUCUCAAGAACUCUCCUCCCUUUCGUCCGCAUCCAGCCCCUCUCCUCCGGCACGGCGUACCCCCACCCCUUCCCACAGCUCCACCUCCAGCAUCCCCUCCCUUUCUUCCCUUACCUCCUCAGACCCACCGACCCCACGCUCCCCGUCGCCAUCCGACCGAGGACACGCGCUCCUCGGACCGUCCUCGUCCUCGCAGGACACCAGGCAUGCGUCUUUCUCUUCUUCCAUCUCCUCCACCUCACUUUCUCCCUCACUUUCCCCAUCUAUCUCUCCCUCCACCUCCAUCGUCCUCAGCACCCACAGCCUCGCUGCCCUGAAGAUGGGCACCCAGCAGCUCAUUCCCAAGGGCUUAGCAUCCGAUGUUCGGCAGAGCAAGGGGCCUCCCCCUGAGCCGCAGGGCCAGGGUUUAACAGGGAUGCUGGGGCUGGAUCAUUCCAAGCGUGCAUUGAAAGCCCUCAGCAUGGUAGAAACGGGAUCCUACUUUUCUACAGGAGGGGGUCAAGCUGAGGGGACAGAUGGGGAGACCGAGAGCCCGGGGACAAUAAAAAGAGGCCUGAGGAGUACUUCCUACAGGAGGGCAGUCGUGAUUGGAGUCGACUUGGAGGUCCCAUCGGUAAAUUCAAAGGCCCAUCGAUUGUCCCAGCCUGUCUUGAGAUGGCUAGUUGAGGAUAAGAUGGAUUCACCAGUCAGCCCAGCAAGUCCUGGAACUGCAAAGCCCGUCAGCCCCGGGACACCCAAACUUCCGAGCCCCGGGACACCCAAACUUCUGAGAUCUGGUAUACCCAAACCUCCAAGCCCCGGGUCACCCAAACUUAUGAGACCCGGGACAAUUAAACCUACGAGCCCCAGGACAACCAAACCUACGAGCCCUGGGACACCUAAACUAGCCUUCCACAGGAUGUCAAAGCCUACCAGCACAGGGGAAAACAAGAGUCCAGACAAGAAGAAAGUUUUAACCAAUCAGCGGACGUUUGACAGUGAGGAAGAGGAGCUGUACCAGAACUACAAGGAGAAGGCUUUACACAAUGACUCUGAUGAGGAUGCCGAUUCCAGAGAACCCAAACCUGAUGACGGCAUUGUGGUGCAGUACAGACCUAUACGCACCUCCUGGAGCCAGCUCACUGUGGUGAAGAGAAGUGGUCUUUCAGAGCGGCUGAGUCAGGAGGAACGCAAAAGACAAGAGUCCAUUUUUGAGGUGAUCUCGUCGGAGCACUCGUACCUCCACAGUCUGGAGAUCCUGAUCCGCAUGUUCAAGAGCUCUGCGCAGCUCAGCGAGGCCAUAACCAAGACCGAACACCACCACCUCUUCUCCAACAUCACGGACGUCUGUGAGGCCAGCAAAAAAUUCUUUAAGGAAUUGGAGGAGAGACACCAACAGAACAUUGUGAUCGAUGGCAUCAGCGACAUCGUUGACAAGCAUGCUCAGUCCAACUUUGAUCCCUUUGUCACAUAUUGCUCCAAUGAGGUCUACCAGCAAAGAACCCUGCAGAGGCUGGUGUCCAAGAAUCCAGUUUUUAAGGAGGUGCUGACCAGGAUAGAGAGCCACCCAGAUUGUAAAAACCUCCCCAUGAUCUCCUUCCUGAUCCUGCCCAUGCAGAGGAUUACUCGCCUCCCUCUCCUCAUGGAUACAAUUUGUCAGAAGACGCCUAGCGACUCGGCUCAAUACGAAGAGUGUAAGAAGGCUUUACAAGCAGUCAGUAAGGUGGUAAGAAAGUGUAACGAGGGCGCUCGCACAAUGGAGAGAACAGAGAUGAUGUAUACCAUCAACUCUCAGCUGGAAUUCAAGAUCAAGCCCUUCCCCCUGGUCUCAUCCUCCAGGUGGAUGGUAAAGAGAGGAGAACUGACUGCAUUUGUGGAGGACAACGGCAUCUUCCUCAAGCGGAAGUCGCGGCAACAGGUCUAUUUCUUCCUCUUCAAUGACGUCUUCAUUGUCACGAGGAAGAAGAGCGAGGAGAGCUACACCGUGAUCGACUACGCUCUGAGGGACCACAUCUGGGUGGGGUCCUGCCAGCCCGAGGAUCUCAACCUGUCGCCGGUCCGAAGCGGCGGCGGCAUGCUGAGUUCACGGCAAGCCGGCGCCAACCAUCUCUUCCGUCUGCGUUUCCGUAGCAACCACUCCGGCGAAAAGGUGCCCAUGGUGCUGGGCACGGAGCUGCUGAAUGAGCGCGCUCGCUGGAUCAGCGGCCUGGGCCAGAACGUCAACAACAACAAGAGUCAGGACCGAACCAACGUCAUGCAGGUGGAGGUGAUCAGAACCUACACCGCCAAGCAGCCAGAUGAGUUGUCCCUGCAGGUGGCUGAUGUGGUGCUGGUCUCGCAGACUGUGGAGGACGGCUGGUACGAAGGCGAGCGACUGCGCGACGGGGAAAGGGGGUGGUUCCUCGCCGAGUGUGCCGAACCAAUCACGUGCCAGGCCACCAUCGAGCGCAACAUGCAGAGGAUGGACCGCCUCCAGGGGUUGGAGACCAACGUAUGAGCCCGGCGCUUCAAACCAGAGGGCGCCGCUCAGCUGGCAGCCUGUGACUCAACAGCGACCUUUCCUUUGUAAGAACAAACGAGUUCAGUCACCGCAUCAGUGGCCGGCGGCCCGACUGUCCACAGCGGGUUAAAGGUCAAGCCGUGGUUCUUAAGACUUCAGCUCCGAGAGUUCAACAAUUUCGAUUUCCUUAAUUGCCGAUUGGUCCCCAUGCGAUUGGGAUCCUUUACAUUCAUUCAUCACGUCCUGCCAGUCACGUCCUUCAAAGCCUUUGAAUGUGAACUUUUUCUGUUUUUUUCUCUCCAAACAUUUAUUGAGUGACAGAUGUGCGCUGUAAUAAUUGAGGUGAAAUAGACCAAAGACUGUGAGGACGACAGCAGCCCGAUGAUGAGGAUCAUCAAGUCAUUAGGAUCUUCGUCAGUGACAAUGUCACGAUGACGAUGUUGGCUGUGAGAUAAUAAGGCGGGGGGGGGGCAGCUUCUUUACAGUGUUGGUUAGUGGAGAACUCGUGUUUCUGAACAAGUCAAACUUGUAGAAUGAUAUUUACAAGUAAACUCAGAUCUGCAGUAAAACCAUGAAUGCUAACCGUCUGAAGUCCAUGAAACGUGGUGUCAUUCAUUGAAUGAGAAUUUGAGUUCCAGGUGUAAUGUCGUGACGUCCACGGCUGAAGGAGAAGUAUCCGUCCUCCACCGCCGUGACUCAAACUCUACAUGUGUCACGGAUCCUAUUUUUCUCUCCGUCCGCUCAAUAAUUGGGACGGCCUGAAAUAUCAUCACCUUCGAUCGCAGCCGGGGUUGUAAAUAAAGACACGCCCCCCUCAGGAUUUAUACCUGUGAUGUUACGGAGGGAAGCAGAAUGAAUUAGUGUGUGCUGCUGAUGGGGAGACCGGAAGAGAAGCUCGCCCCCUGCUUCUUUCUUUUUUUAGUGUCGCCGUGGCCCGCCAAAGGAGAUGGAUGGCGUGGUCAGAGUGGUGAAGACACCGUCCAUCAGGCCCACCGCGCUGACCCAAAGGACAACUUGAGCUACAUGUAGCGGGCGGAGCACCCAGCAGGAAGGACGGGGGUAUCCAGACAAAGCGUUGCUCUUGCACUCAGGGAACAUGACCUCUGCAACACCACACAUAAGCAUGAACUUCUCUUUAUUUCAAUCACUUCCUGAACUUGUAACUAUUGUAAAUCAUCGGUGUUCAUGUAAAUAUGUAAAUCAGCCUGAAUUGUAACAUAUAUGUUUGCCAAAAUACAGAUUUAUAUUGCGGAAACUGCAGACAACCUUUUUAAUAUUUCAAAUAAAAGCUUAAUUGCCUGGA
Pseudoliparis swirei is the source of this 4636-nucleotide messenger RNA. RefSeq names its product rho guanine nucleotide exchange factor 26-like. The transcript is spliced from 15 exons. The coding region runs from base 277 to 3330 and encodes 1017 amino acids. Gene Ontology annotation, molecular function: protein binding; guanyl-nucleotide exchange factor activity. NCBI's taxonomy places the organism in Eukaryota, Metazoa, Chordata, Actinopteri, Perciformes, Liparidae. Gene Ontology annotation, biological process: activation of GTPase activity. The record is from RefSeq and is a predicted model, not a curated record.